Messenger RNA from Oncorhynchus masou masou (cherry salmon), 2123 nucleotides. It is a transcript of the gene tmem178a, whose product is annotated as transmembrane protein 178a. Gene Ontology annotation, biological process: regulation of cytosolic calcium ion concentration; negative regulation of osteoclast differentiation. The record is from RefSeq and is a predicted model, not a curated record. Gene Ontology annotation, cellular component: endoplasmic reticulum membrane. The coding region runs from base 428 to 1333 and encodes 301 amino acids. The transcript has 4 exons. Lineage: Eukaryota; Metazoa; Chordata; Actinopteri; Salmoniformes; Salmonidae.
AUGUCGCCUCCGGGAGAUGGUCAUUUUCCUCUCCAUGCGAAUAGGAGGAGCCCUCAGUUUUACCCGACUGUGUCACUAACGAAGAGGACAAGCCCAGGUGCUGAGGAGAGGGAAAGAGCGAUAGGGGUGGUGUGGUUUCUGCAGGUAAACAUAAGUAAUCCCGAGCACAGAGAGGCAAGUGCGGAGUUUAGCCCACACCCAGCACGCUUGCGGACACCGUACGGAUCCACCUGUGUUGUUGUAUCUUCCAUUUUCAGCAACCCGCGGGUGGGAAGCAGCCAAUGCGCUCUCGACUGUGGACCAUGUUCGCAGGUCAGAGGAUGCGUAAAAAUGCGUAGUAACUGGAAUAGCAGGUGCUGGAAGAAGGGCGUCCGACUGUCAACACGUCUAAACUGUGCGCAUAGCGCCGAGCGCUGAUGUUCAAACCAUGGAGAAGCAAGCUCUUGCAACGGCUCUUAGCUUGUCCAUGAGCGUUAUCUCUUUACUCUUGUUGGUCACUGCUAUUUUCACCGACCAUUGGUACGAGACAGACACCAGAAGGCAUAAGGAGAACUGCGACAAGUAUGGGUCGGAUUCUAACGACCAGAAAAACAGGGAGAUGCCUAUAUACCACUUGCCUCUUGUGGACAACGGCAACUCCAAACGGAACGUGGCGCUUAUGAAGCCGAUUCACGUCGGGAGUAGAGAGGAGGAAUUACUUGAGAACUGGAGGGCAAUACUGGGGAUGGGGAUUCUUGAGACGGAAUGUGGGCGUCCGUUGUUCUCCACAUAUUCUGGACUCUGGAGAAAAUGCUACUUUCAAGGCAUGGACCGGGAUAUCGAUAAACUCAUAUCAAAGGGUAUUGCGGACCGAUGCACAACUGUCAAGUACCAUUUCUCUCAGCCUAUUCGGCUUCGAAACAUCCCGCUCAACCUGACGAGAACCAUUCAGCAAGAUGAAUGGCAUCUCUUACAUCUGCGGCGAAUCACGGCAGGGUUCCUUGGGAUGGCGGCCGCCGUUUUGCUGUGUGGCAGCAUUGUGGCCACAGUGGGCUUCUUUUGGGAGGAGAGCCUCACCCAGCACGUCUCCGGCCUGCUCUUCCUCAUGGCAGGGAUAUUCUGCACCAUCUCCUUGUGCACCUACGCCGCCAGUGUCUCCUACGACCUCUCCCGGAACCCACCCUUCAUCUAUGGACUGCCCGGCGACGUGGACCAUGGUUACGGCUGGUCCAUCUUCUGCGCCUGGGUCAGCCUGGGACUUACCGUGGCAUCGGGCUGCCUCUGCACCACCUACCCCUUCUUCAGCCAAACCAAGGCCCUGCACUCCAAAACCGCCCGGGAGUCCUCGGUAUGAGCGUUAUGAGCAGUGUGAGAGAAUUGUGCGCCCCCUGUAGAUUUGGAGGAUGAAUUGUUGGUGUGGACAUUUUGUUGCUGACUGAAGACUAAUAUAAGAGGAGAUGUUUUAUUUGUACGAAACCAGAGAUGAAACAAUAGUUUCCACAGUAAGAUAUGGGAAUCUUUUUGGUCUUUUUUGUAGACUCUCGACAUCCUUUAUCGAGGUGUUAUGGAAGGUGCAGCUGUUAUGAUGUGUUAUGUGUGUGUUUGUAUGUGCACACAGGCAAACUCACACAUACAUAUGGACCUACACAUGUGUACACAAGCACACACACAGUCUCUCUCUCUCUCUCUGUCUCUCUCUCUCUCCAAGAUAUGGAGAACAAUAUGAGAGUGAAUAACAUGAAACGAUGCAAAUACCCACACAGGCAUACCACACACAUAAAACAUGUGUGUAUAUAUUAGCAUAUAUACGAAAAAGGCAGAAUUCUUAUGGGUGGUUUGGUAAGAUUGAAUCAAAUGGACAUUGUAUAAAACUACUAGUAUCACUUUAAAAGCAAGAACCCUCCUUUUUUUCAGAUGUAAGUGAUAUAUUUUCUAAACUCUUAAGUACAAAACUCUAAACUGAUAGCAUGUGUAAUGCCCCCUAUCUUAUGUUCAGAACCUUUGAUUGUGCAUUCAUUGGAGUUUCACAUCUUUGUUUUCCAUUAAAUACCAUGAGCACAUUUUGGUUAGUCACCAAUACAUCAGAUAAUGAUCGGCUCACCAUGUAGUCAUUUUAACUACUAUUUUCAGUUGUUGUUCUUUUC